This is a messenger RNA of Drosophila kikkawai, 833 nucleotides long. RefSeq lists its product as uncharacterized. Lineage: Eukaryota; Metazoa; Arthropoda; Insecta; Diptera; Drosophilidae. The record is from RefSeq and is a predicted model, not a curated record.
UAGUCUGGAAAAUACUGUCUUUAACAUUUUUGAUUCUAUUAAAACCCUCUAACUCCCAUUCAAAUCGUAGCUAUCAUAGCAACAGUAUCAAACGCUUUCGAAAAAUAUAAAAAAGAAUAUCCCAAGUCAAGUCUAUAUAUAUUUUUUAGGACAACUGAUUAAUAGGAUUUCGCGUAAAUUUCAAGUCUCACAAUGUCGCACAGAGAAUCCAUCCUUCCAGCUCCAGAUCCACCGAGACGGAUACCCACAGGAUCAGUCUAUACGAACUGGCCAGCUGUCGGGCCGAGAACUAUCUGCUUAAGCAGAGGAUGACCGAGUGCGAGGCCACCAUGCAAAGCCUCAAGCAAAUGGUCGCCACCAUUGCGGACAAGCAACUCGAGAUCCUUGGCGAGGUGAAGGAGCUGCGCAAAAACUGUGCGCCGUCCAAGAUCCAAAUAGUGGACUCAUCGACAUCGACCGUUCACGAUGGCUGCAUGCCGGACUCUGAUUCCGACGACUGGAACUCCCAGGUCUUCUCCCCAUACUUUUCGCCGCUGGCCUCAUCCGAUCCCGAGCUUGAUCCCCCCCUGGAGCAGUAUGAUCUGGGUCGCAAUCGUGGUCCGGCAUGGAGUAUCCUGUAUUCCAUCAAGGAGGAGAAUGAGCAAGAGGAUUCUCAGGAAGAUGUAAUGAAUUAUCAAGUUGAACUGGACCAAACGGAUGCUCAGCCUGUGUCGCAGAUUUACCAGCAUCGCCUGGAGGACACCUGGGCUGACGAAAGCGACAACUAAGAGCACUCGCAGCUUUAAAUAUAUAUAAUGUACAACUAUACAAAUACAUAGUUAAUAUGAGCAGCA